GCUCGCGUACAAUUAGUCGACGGUCAAUAGGCGAUAGACGGAGUAUAAAAUAUAAUAACACCAAUGAAGAGCUCGAUAAUAUAUGCAGCUACGUGGCUGCUUUGCGUGGCUUUAGAUAUGUCUGAAGCGAUAGAAUCUAAGGACGAUGGAGCGCAGAAGACGCCCAGGGCUCAGAAUAAAAUAUUUAAUCAUCGUCCAAAUGGAGGAUUGAUCUCUUUCAAUUCAGAACAAGAGAAACUACGUCUGGAUUGGGCCGUGACUAUUCCCUUCAUCUCUAUACCGAUCGAUUAUAAAAUCGGCGAGCACGGAGAGGUUCCGCCUCUGCUUGACGUGAACACGAAGACCCUAGGAAUCGUUGGAGUUCUGACUACGCUCGCCAGUGUGUUCCCGCCGUUGUUCUCGAAGAGCCACCACCACAUGAAUUAUCGCUCGGGGGACAAUACGCAAUGGUUCGAAAUGGGGAACACGAUCAACGAUAUGAUUUUCGGUAACAAUUACGUGGCACCGUGUAUACAACGCAUCGUAUGCUCGAUCGUCUCGAUGGCUACCCACUCGGAGAGCCCGACGAACACCGAGAAAAUAAUCGACGGUCUAUCGAGCUACAAGUGGUUCAAGGACGUCACGAACGGCACUAUCAUACAAGACGCGGUGAACGCGGGACGAAAGGGAAAUCACGAUUGCGAACGGAUUUACAAAGAUUGCCUGAUCACGCCCAAGCUGUUUAAGGCCAUGAUGAGCGAGUUUGGUAUAGUGUAACGAAUUUAAUGUAACCUAUACCUUAUCGAUAACGGUACAGAUAUUCAAAGGAUACAAUAUAUUUUUCUACAUAAAUGUUAUACAUUUCGUUUUCGAUUCGGCUCACCCGAUUCUA
Dufourea novaeangliae is the source of this 871-nucleotide messenger RNA. RefSeq lists its product as uncharacterized. The record is from RefSeq and is a predicted model, not a curated record. NCBI's taxonomy places the organism in Eukaryota, Metazoa, Arthropoda, Insecta, Hymenoptera, Halictidae. The transcript has 4 exons. Bases 64 to 756 code for a protein of 230 amino acids.